GUACCAGCAGUACCAGCAGUACCAGCAGCAGCCGCCGCCCCCCCCGCCCUGCGCAGCGGCGGCAGGGGCCCGGCAGCCGGCGGAGCCUCCCGGCUCGGCCGGGCAGGGCCGGUGGGCGCCGUGGGAUGCGGGUCCCGACCGCAGCAUGCUGUGGGGGGUCGGGCUGGCGGCGCCCCGCUCCUGCGUGGCGGACCUGAGCCGCAACCGCAGCCUGUCGCUGGGCUGGUGCGCGGGGCCCGAGGAGCCGCCGCCCGCCCUCUAUGGGGGCGAGAUCGUCGCCUUCCCGCUGGCGGGCGCGGGGGCGGGCGGCACCAUGGCGGCGCUGGGCUCCGACUCGUGGUGGAAGAAGACGCUGUACCUGACCGGCGGCGCCCUGCUGGCCGCCGCCGCCUACCUGCUCCACGAGCUGCUGGCCAUACGGAAAGAGCAAGAGGUUGAUUCAAAAGAUGCUAUCAUACUGCAUCAGUUUUCGAGGCCUAACAAUGGUGUUCCGAGUCUAUCCCCUUUCUGUCUGAAAAUGGAAACUUACUUAAGGAUGGCUGAUUUACCCUACCAGAACUAUUUUGAUGGAAAACUUUCCCCUCAAGGAAAAAUGCCAUGGAUUGAAUACAAUCACAAAAAAGUAUCUGGCACUGAGUUCAUUAUUGACUUUUUGGAAGAGCAACUCGGAGUGAAUUUAAAUAAAAACCUUGGUCCACGUGAACGAGCUGUAUCCAGAGCAGUGACAAAAAUGGUGGAGGAGCACUUCUAUUGGACUCUAGCUUAUUGCCAGUGGGUGGAAAACCUCCAUGAGACGCAAAAGAUGAUUUCGGUGUACGGCCCCCUCAGUGACCUGCUGAAGUGGAUUCUCUGCCACCUGACCAAAGGGAUCGUGAAGCGGGAGAUGUACGGCCACGGCAUCGGCCGCUUCUCGGAGGAGGAGAUGUACACGCUGAUGGAGAAAGACAUGCGGACUCUAGCGAGCCUCCUGGGUGACAAGAAGUACAUUAUGGGACCAAACCUUUCCACUGUUGAUGCCACCGUUUUUGGGCAUCUGGCACAGGCAAUGUGGACACUGCCAGGGACCAGACCAGAGAGGCUAAUCAAAGGUGAACUGAUUAACCUUGCUAUGUAUUGUGAAAGAAUAAGGAGGAAAUUCUGGCCAGAGUGGCACCAUGAUGAUGAUAACACUCUGUAUGAAUCCGAAGAAAGCAGUGAAGCAAGCAAGACUCACUCCCCUUUGCAGGACUUCAGUUUUUAUUCAAGGACAGAAACAUUUGAUGAGGAAGGGAACAGUAUUUCUCAUACCCCUGACACAGAUUACACUGGACACUCGCUCUUUGAUUCGGAUGUGGACAUGGAUGACUACAGAGAUCAUGAACAAUGCAAAUGAUGUGUACAAGCACCUCCCGUUUUGCAGACAAGCUGUUUCUUGGGAUCAGUCUGAUUUAUUUCCUGCUCCAGGUUGGGAGGCAGUUUGUACCACCUCCAAGAGACCAUUGUGCUUGACUUGGCUGUCACAUAUUGGACUAGACUGUCUCAACCUUAUUUCAUUUUGUGUAACUGUUCAGAUGGAACCAAGGUAAACAGUUAUUUAAAACGCAUGGCCCAGCUGGAGGUCCAGAGGGCAACGGGACCUUUCAAUCUACGUUUUUUGCUCUCACUGAAAAACGAAUCCCACAGCUGGGUGGGAGAAACAUCCAGGUGGCAGAGCACUUGUAGGAGCUGGUUUGUGUUGAUACCUUGGUGGGAAUGUGCUGGGGACAAAUGUGGAAGAGGCGUUUCUGGCACACUUUUCUCCUGUGGAAGAAAAUGAUUGAUGCUGUGUUGAUUUGGUGCAGUUUUGGAAGAACUUUAUUUGAUAGCUACCUACACGUUGGGUGUAUGUAUUGUCACAGUGUCCGAGGUGAGAAUGAACGCAUUGGGUUUGCCCACCUGUGUGAAGUUUAACAUCUACACCUGUGUUGCUUGGCCUUGACUGGUUGAUUUUAAGUGGUGAGAAAGCAUAUGGAAAUUACAGAUGGUUCUGGUCUUUGUAAACGUGUGUAAAAUCAAUUAUUUGCUUGCAGACGUUGGCGGUAGCCUGCUGGAAGUAGUUUAAUCAGGACUUUCUCAAUGAAUUACAGUUCCAUGAAUCAGGACCCUUCAGCAAAAAAUUUAUCAUAUGUCUAUUCUGGGAAUAGACAGGAUACAAAUGCUUUAGGAUGCUAAUUGUUGGUGGGCUUAGUAGUCUGGAGCUUGAAUUAGCUCCAGCUUUCAAAGGACAUGUUCCUUUCAUGGGCUGUGGAGCAUUUCCAUCAGAGGAAAAUGCUUGUGGUGGGGAACACCCAGCUAGCUGUGGCUCUGCAAACGGAGGGACAAGUCUGCAGUCACUUCCCAUGCCUGGGAGCUGCUGCAGUUUGGUCUGAGGUGUGCGUGAACUUGCAUCUGCUUCCUAAAUUCCCCACGUUUCCUUGGAGCCAUGCUCCAGUCUCUGUUGUCGUGGGCAAGCAGCAUUUGCAAAAUGAACCCAAACCGAGGAGGGAGGAUGGUGUCAUCCGAUUACUUGGGACCCUUCUCAGGAAACGAAGCACAGGAACAGGUCACAAGAAGAUAAGUCUUGGGCUUGAAAGCACAAGGGGUGAUGGCCUGAUAUGUCUGUGAAACUUCAUAGAUAAGUCAGGGCAGAUGCUGCCUGCAAACAGUUAGGUACUGACAUCCUGGGUAACAGGCGUCUAUGCCAAGAAGCUCCUCUUUAAAAACACUCAUGUUGGAAAUUCUGAUAGAGGUGUUCUCAUUUAUUUUGCCAUGAAGUGAGCUUUGAAGCUGUGCGUUUGAAGGCUAUGCCUUCUCCAUCUUUUCAGCCUGAGGAGAAUGUGUUUCCCGGUAUGGAGCCCCUGCGGACAGCGAUGAGUCCCAGCGACGAGUCGCUGUAAUGAAAACACCAGCCUGAGUUCAGCGGAUGGUCUCAUCGAUAUCAUUUCCCUGGGCUGACAGAUGUGCCAGUGGCAGCGAUGCUUGUGACUUCCCAAAACACAAGAUCAGCCAGGAGCCAGUGGUGUAAUUUUACCCUUUGGUGUGUACACAACUGGAUUUGGGGAUUACGUGGCUGGCUGUGCACGGCAGCAGGCACAGGAAUCGGCAUCGCCACCGUGGUGCAAAGCUGGUGUCACAUCGUGGUCUUCUCCCAUGUCUGGAGGUGUUCCUGGGGCUGGCCCAGAGCUUUGUUGCCAGAAUUGCUCCUGCUGUGGGUCCGGUGCUGCUGCAGAGCAGGGCAUCUCUCUCUGUAUAUUAUAGAUAUAUCCUUAUGUACGCGUUUCGGUGUCAAAAGGAGCAGUACGGUGAGAAAUACUCUGGGGUUAAUCCUCUGCAGAGGCUUGACGUCACUGUGGCAAGUGCAGUGAUGCACUGUGUUGCAGAAGGGUGAAGCAAGAAGAACAGAUCUGAUGGGGCUGGGGAAGGGGGAGGAACUUCUUGUCAGAUGAGAUUUUUUUCAGUGUUUUUUAAUCAGUUAGGUGAAGGUAUUCUGUAGCAUGUCACAUGCCUUCCAUUUCUUAGGAACUGCUCAGGUUAUUUUAAAGAAGUUACUCAGUAAGUAGCUUUUUCCUCAUGACAGCUACUCCAGAUACUAUGUUUCUGUGUUUGGCCAUGUUCCAAACUAGGGGUGAAAUUAGGAAACAGCAUCUCUGUAGGGAUUUAUAUGUAUGGUGUUUUGACAGGGUCUGAUAGGAAAUCCUUGGGUGUGUUUAUGCUGCCCAGAAGCAAAUACUGGCUUUUAGACCUGUUUAAAGGAUUUAAUCUAAACCUUUUUCUUUUGGAAGCUGGUCUUGGCAAAAUGUUUUGCUGGGGGGA
Oxyura jamaicensis (ruddy duck) is the source of this 3810-nucleotide messenger RNA. RefSeq names its product failed axon connections homolog, metaxin like GST domain containing (gene FAXC). The record is from RefSeq and is a predicted model, not a curated record. Bases 146 to 1372 code for a protein of 408 amino acids. Gene Ontology annotation, cellular component: cytoplasm. NCBI's taxonomy places the organism in Eukaryota, Metazoa, Chordata, Aves, Anseriformes, Anatidae. The transcript has 6 exons.